Messenger RNA from Glycine soja, 2173 nucleotides. Its product is annotated as cysteine-rich receptor-like protein kinase 2. The record is from RefSeq and is a predicted model, not a curated record. Gene Ontology annotation, molecular function: ATP binding; protein kinase activity. Gene Ontology annotation, biological process: protein phosphorylation. The transcript has 8 exons. The coding region runs from base 76 to 2028 and encodes 650 amino acids. NCBI's taxonomy places the organism in Eukaryota, Viridiplantae, Streptophyta, Magnoliopsida, Fabales, Fabaceae.
CGAGGCAUAUACCAACCCAUCUUUUCAACCUUAGAUAUAUGCCGAUCGAGUUAAUUUGAGAAUCACAAGAAUAUAAUGCAACUGAUGAAGGUGGUAGCCUUAACCUUGUUGGUGUUGUGGUCACGGUGGAGCUUUGAGGGUGCAGUUGGAGACCCUCAACUCUUUUUACUCAAAUGGGAGUGCACCGUAGUCAAGGUACGCGAUUUGUCCAACUUCCACCAAAAUCUAAAUGCAAGUUUGGCAGAUCUUAGAGUGCAGGUGAGCAACCAAAGCAAGCACUUCGCCACGGCGCAAUCAACCACCGGAACAGACCCUGUCUUUGCCAUGUUCCAAUGUAGGAACUACCUUUCCAACACUGACUGCACCAACUGUUUUGCUGCUGCUGCCGCCAGAAUACGUAACUGUUCCACUGGAAAUACUGCCCGCGUCGUUUAUGACGGUUGCUUCCUCAGGUACGGCAACAAUGAGUUCUUGGACCGCAGUCUCAUUAUUUCUAGCAGCGACACGCUUUGUGGAAAUCAGACUGUAGAUGAAAGCACUGCUUUUGGUACAGUUGGACGUCAAGUGCUGAUGGAUUUACAAAAAGCGACACCCAAAAUUAGUGGCUACUUUGCAGCUACCAAGACACAAGUGGCUGGUGGUGCAAUCUAUGCCAUUGCACAAUGUGCUGAAACUCUCACACAACUCACUUGCUUGGAUUGUUUGUCAAUUGAACAAAGUGGCAUACAAGAUUGUCUUCCAAAUACAAAUGGUCGGGGAGUCGAUCCUCAAGUGUGCUUUAUGAGAUACUCGGAGACACCUUUCUUUGCAGAUAACCAAACCAUUGAUAUCAGUCCCUUCUUAAAACAAGGAGGAGGAGGUUCAAUUAAGAAGUGGGUUGUUAUUGGUGGUGGUCUUGCAGGUGCACUCCUUGUUGUGAUCCUUAUUUCAUUAUUUUGGUGGCAUAGAAGAUCCCAAAGUCCAAAGAGAGUUUCUAGAAGUACCAUAAUGGGAGCAACUGAGCUGAAAGGUCCAACCAGGUACAAGUAUAAUGACUUGAAAGCUGCAACGAAAAAAUUUAGUGAGAAAAAUAAACUUGGAGAAGGAGGCUUUGGUGCUGUAUACAAGGGGACUAUGAAAAAUGGGAAAGUUGUUGCAGUCAAAAAAUUAAUUUCAGGAAAUUCCAGCAACAUAGAUGAUGAAUUUGAAAGUGAAGUAAUGCUUAUAAGUAAUGUUCAUCAUAGAAAUCUUGUUCGGCUCCUUGGUUGUUGCAGUAAAGGCCAAGAAAGAAUCCUUGUUUAUGAAUACAUGGCAAACGCCAGCCUAGACAAAUUCUUAUUUGGAAAAAGAAAAGGCUCCCUCAACUGGAAACAACGCUAUGAUAUAAUUUUGGGAACAGCAAGGGGAUUGGCCUAUCUACAUGAGGAAUUUCAUGUUUCUAUCAUACAUAGAGAUAUUAAGAGUGGCAAUAUCCUCUUGGAUGAAGAACUUCAACCCAAAAUAUCUGAUUUUGGGUUGGUGAAGCUCCUACCAGGGGACCAAUCUCAUCUUAGCACAAGAUUUGCUGGGACAUUGGGAUACACAGCACCUGAGUAUGCACUCCAUGGUCAAUUAUCAGAAAAGGCUGAUACAUACAGCUAUGGAAUUGUAGUCCUAGAAAUUAUAAGUGGUCAAAAGAGUAUUGAUGCCAAGGUUGUUGAUGAUGAUGAUGAGGAUGAAUACCUUCUUCGACAAGCGUGGAAGUUGUAUGAGAGAGGCAUGCACGUGGAGUUAGUAGACAAAAGCUUAGACUCUAAUAGCUAUGAUGCAGAAGAAGUGAAGAAAGUCAUAAGCAUUGCUUUGUUGUGCACUCAAGCAUCGGCUGCAAUGAGGCCAGCCAUGUCUGAAGUAGUAGUCCUACUCAGUAGUAAUGACUUACUUGAGCAUAUGAGACCUUCGAUGCCUAUCUUUAUUGAGUCAAAUUUAAGGCCCCACAGAGAUAUCUCUGCUUCGACUGGUUCCUCUACUACUUAUGCUACGGCCUCCAAUUCUAUAGUACCGGCUCGAUGAUUAAGUAUAUGAUGAAAAAGAAAAUUUUUGUUCAACUUAUUGUUAAAGAUGGUUAUAAUUAUUUGUAAAUCUUAAUUUAAAUAUCAAAUUACAUUGAUAUUCCAAAGGUUUUGUUGAUUAGUGCAAAUAUGGAGUGCUUGAGUAA